Molecule: messenger RNA, 2715 nt
Organism: Penicillium bovifimosum
Lineage: Eukaryota; Fungi; Ascomycota; Eurotiomycetes; Eurotiales; Aspergillaceae
Product: transcription factor domain-containing protein
Exons: 7
Coding region: 1-2715 (904 amino acids)
Biological process (GO): DNA-templated transcription; regulation of DNA-templated transcription
Molecular function (GO): zinc ion binding; DNA binding; DNA-binding transcription factor activity, RNA polymerase II-specific
Source: RefSeq, a predicted model, not a curated record
AUGCAAAUGAACGAGUUCUCUUACCAGAACGAAUUGCCCAUGGAUUCGACAUCAUGGACGCGACAACAUCCGAGGGCGUGCGAGAUGUGCCACAGAAAAAAGAUCAAAUGUGAAACAGAAGGGUCUAGUCCAAUUUGCGUGCAAUGUAUGCGCCGUAAUACCCGCUGUGUCUUUCCGGUGCGCCAUGAGAAGCGGGAGGAUCCACAAAGUACUGACGAGUACGUCAAGUCUUUGAAAGCCCGUCUUGUCAAGGUUGAGUCGCUGUUGAGGACGGCGGGCAUUCUGCAGGAGGGCGAUAUAAGCCCCGACGACUUUAAUGAUGAUGAUCUUGAUGACGACGGUCAAGACAGCCCAUCUACUUCGAGCCAACAGUCAAGGGCUCUCAGGUCCCUUUGUUCAAAUAAACCAGAUCUUGAGGGGACGCCCAUAUUCAGAGUGGACCAACGAGACGAUUCUCGAUAUUUUGGGAAAUCAAGCUCAAUGUCAAUUCUGUCAAGGGCCGGGAUCGAGUGGAUCAAGAGCAAGACAGGCGAGGUCGGCUUCUUGAAAAUUGUGUCGCCUGAAUCCAUCCAUGAGAACCCUUGGAACCAGUGGCGACCAGAUGUGUUUCACGAUCUUUUUGCCUCGCAGGUUUUCAAGCCCUUGCCCUCAAGGGCGGAGGUAUUCUCUCUCAUGAAGGAUUUCUUUCGGACGGCCAACCGUCUGUUCCCCAUCUACCUUGAGUCAUCAUUCAUGAAGAUGGUCGAGUGGCAAUAUACGCAGCAGACCUGCGAUGAUGCUGCCCGUUGGGCCAACAUCAACAUGGUAAUCUGUCUGGCAUACGAAUAUCGAUAUUCAAACAGCUCCAAGUUGGAAAAGGACAAGGAGAAGGCUGCGCUGUACUUCAAAAAUGCCAUGUCGGUCUUUACGGAACUAGCCUUAAAGCGCACCGACCUGCUGAGUAUACAGGCUUUGCUUAGCAUGGCGUUCUUCCUUCGAGGCAAUUCUGGCACGCAGUCAGCUCUGCCCCUCAUCACUGCCGCUAUGCGAUCUGCUCACCGAAUGGGGCUUCAUCGAGACAUCGCAAGGCCGGGGCUUAGCCCAGCUGAACAAGAAGAAAGACGGCGUGUCUUUUGGGUUGCAUUUGUCAUUGACCAAAGUACAUGCUUAAGGAUUGGAAAUGCCCCAUCGCAACAUCAAGAUGACUUUGACGUCCCUCUUCCCCAAGAAUUGGAAAACGACAGGCAUGGUGAUGCUGCCAACAACAUUCCCUUCUUCCGCCAGCUUUGUCGUAUGGCGCUCAUCAAGAGCCGUAUCUACAGUCGCUUGUACUCUGCCAAGGCUUUGCUGAGGCCUCCUGUCGAAAUAUACAAAACGGUCGAGGAACUACAUGCCGAGCUUGAAGAAUGGAAGCGUGACUCCCCGAAUCUCAGUGAACCGAAGAUGAAAUCUGCCGAAAAUGACAAUCUGCUUGGCUUUGCCUCAAUCGGUCUGCACUUCGUCUACCACAACGCUAUGAUCAUGAUUCACCGGGUACCGCUCUUCCUGAACUACAUAAUAACAGCCAGGGAAGACUCCGAGAAGCUCAAGUCAGUCAGCAAAGCACAUGCCUCUCGAUCAGCAGCUAUCGGCGCCCAGGCUGCUCGGGAGACCUUGAAGAUCGUCAAUAAUAUGCCAUGGGGAGAUAUCGCAUGGACCUGGUCCCUACUAUACUACGUAUUCCUAGCAGCAUCAACACUAUUCUCAAGUAUACUCCGAGACACACGCCACGCAAGGGUGCGAGCAGACCUGCAAUCCCUAAACAUCGCCUCCACAUUCUUCGCAACCCUAAAACCAGGCGACGGACCCAACAACUACGCCGGAGUCAUGACCCGCAUGUCCUCGACCCUCGAACGCAUCGCCCGAGUCGCAGUCGAGAAAGACGAAAAGCGAGCCCGCGUCCCAGACGAAGCAGACCAAGAACACAAACCCCGCACUAAAAGACGCACCUCCUCCCGAUCCUCACACCCAACCCAACACCGUCAACGUCAACCCACACCCCUCCGCACAGCAAUGACCCCCGACACAGUACCCCGACACCGAUCACCAACUACCCCCACCCCAAACGGACUAGACACCAGUAUCCCCGAUACCCUGGACGGCCUGCCGCCAGUCAAUUCCUCCGGCUACGUGGUUCCCAUCAGCCCAAUCCCAAGUAGCACCGAACCCGGACCGCAACCGCAACCCUCAUAUCUCCCUAAUCAACCCAACACCUACGCUCCCACAACCACAAACACAAAUCCAAGCAGCACAUACAUGGAUGAAACAGGCAACACCUUCCCCUGGCCCCUCUCCCAGGACUUCCCAGCAUCCCAACCCCACUCAACAUCAACACCAACAACCCUAAACGCAACCCACUCCCCAGACUCAUUCAGCAGCAACGCAGUCCCCGAAUUCUUCCAGAUGCCCAUGGCCGGCGACUGGGAUUACGGAAGCAAUCUAUUCGCCGGACUGUUCCCGACAGAAUACAGCUUCCCGCAUGCACAUCCGGACGGAUCUCAACCUGCCGAUGCGUACCCGUCAAUGCCAAUUCUGUCUGCUGAGUCUUACAUCCACGGAGCGCCGGCCGUAGAGGGUCAUGCGCAGGGUGGGUUUGAUGCUACGGGGUUGGGAUAUGAGUAUAUACCGCAAGGUCAGGAGGAGACGAAUCAGGGUGCUGAUACGGUUUGGCCUAAUGGGUUCUUGGGGUUGUUUUAG